Molecule: messenger RNA, 2253 nt
Organism: Neurospora hispaniola
Lineage: Eukaryota; Fungi; Ascomycota; Sordariomycetes; Sordariales; Sordariaceae
Product: major facilitator superfamily domain-containing protein
Exons: 2
Coding region: 328-2109 (593 amino acids)
Molecular function (GO): transmembrane transporter activity
Source: RefSeq, a predicted model, not a curated record
GGCAAGCCGGGCACGGCGAGUACCUGAGUCAAACACUGCUGCAGGUACACAUGUUGGUUGAUGGCUUGCGGAUGGCGUCACCAAUGAAGGAAAGUGGACUGAAGCAGGAUACAUUGUUGGAUACGGCAGGAGGCAGGAGGUCAGGAACAAACGCUCCAACACCCCUUCUUCUUCUUUGUGUGUUAUUCCCUCCCCCAUCCUCAGGUACAAUAGAUGUGAAAGGGAAGGGAUGGCCGGGACAGGUUUAACAAAACUCAUCAUGAGCCUCGUCCCUCUCCUUUGAUGAGCUCUAACAAUCAUGCCUGCUCUCCAAUAUAGACUUCAGUCAUGAAGAUGGAGAUAGAUCCCGGCAUGGUCUACCAUACAGUACAUCACCUACCUACCCCAUUCACAUAUUCUCUUCCUUUUGCGCCCCCAGUCACUAACCACCCCAUAGCACACCCUUCCCAACAUGAUGUCAACGACCAUCACGACCCCGAGUCGGCUCUACCUCUAUUACCAACCCCCAAGGAAACCGAAUCCAUCUCCUGGACCGACCUCCCCAACAAAAGCCAGCUCCUCAUCCUCUCCCUCUGCCGCUUCUCCGAUUCUCUAUCCAACCUCUUUCUCCUCCCUUACCUCUUUCGCCUCGUCCACUCCGCCGUCUCCCCAUCCAGUACUCCCAGCUUAGCCGCGGGAAACGAUGACAUAGUAACUUACUACACUGCCAUCCCCACCACGGCCCUGGUGUCGACUUACUCCGGCAUCUUAGUGGCUGGUUUUCCGUUGGCUCAACUACUUGCUUCAUUUCUUCCCUGGAAGAGACAUGGGGGAGAACUACCCGUCAUAUGGAGUCUAGCCAUCUCGGCAGUUGCAAGCCUGGCGUUUGGGCUUAGUCGAUCGUUUUGGGCUUUGUUGUUUUGGAGAAUGGUGAUGGGACUGGCGAGUGGGAAUGAAGGCAUGCUGAGGAGUAUGGCGGAUAAAUUUGCUAGCAGGAAGACGAAGUACCGAGACAAGGCACACCGAGUAUUGUCAAUGGUGAGCAGCCUAGGAAUGGUGGCUGGGCUGGCGAUGGGUGGGCUUUUGGCCGAGCCGGUGAAGGCAUUUCCGGGGUUUUUUGGUGCAGAAGGGACGUUUAACUGGAAUGGGAGUGAGGAGGGAGUGAGGUGGAUGGUUCAAUACCCAUUUGCGUUGCCCUCGGUGGUGAACGCCCUGUUGAUUGGGGUAGUGACGGCGGUAACUACAGGAUGGUUGAGGGAGACGAUGCCUGAGCAAGACCAGGUCGAAGAUGGCACUGAGCAUUUUCCACAGACACCAUACAUCCUUCUCAGCAACACUUCUACAAUUCUCUCCUUCCACCGCACUGAAAAGCCCACACCCAUAUCUUCCAUUCUCUCCGCCCUCACAGCCCGUACUCUCCCACCCUUGAUCUCCUCCUUCCUACUAACCCUCCACACCUCCGCCUUCACUUUCAUUCUCCCCCUCCACAUCUCCACCCCUUCUUCACCUUACAGUCCCCUCUUGUCGAACUCCUUCCACUCCCUAGUGCCCACCCUCUUCCGCUUCACUGGGGGACUUUCCCUCCCACCCCUGGUGAUCUCUCUCUACCUCUCCCUCUUUGGGUAUCUCGGCCUCCUUUUUCGAGGGUUCAUCUACCCCCGGUGGCAGAACCGGCUCAACACUGUGGGCUUGUUCGAGCUCUCGCUGGCCAUCUUUCCUUUUGUGUACUUGGUAACUCCUUACCUUUCUUUGUUCUCUUGGGGUCACCAGGAUACCACAGAAGGGUGCGCCGAGAUCAUGAAGUGGAUUGCUUUGGGGGUGGUAAUAGGGGGACAGACGCUGGCAAUGACGAUGGCGGUGCCUAGUGCUGAGAUUCUGCUUGCUGGGUCGGCAUCGUCGGAGGAGGGGGUGCAGGAGAAGGUACAGGUGGUGGGAAAUAUGGUGACGAGCCUGGCGAGCGUGGUUGGGCCGGUUGUUGGAGGAGUGGUGUAUGCGAAAGGGGUGCGAGAGGGAGUAGUAGGUGCUGCUUGGUGGUUUUAUCUGGCCGUUGUGGCGAUUGCGGCGGCGGUGUGGUGUAUAUGCUUUCAAGGGAGAGUGUAUGAGGAGCCCGUGGAUGAUGAAAAGAGGUAGAUAUCGGUGACUUUGGAUGUGUGAAAGCAUUGAAUAGGGGUUUAUGGCUGGGAUUUGGUUCACUUCUAACUCAUGGAUGAGUCCAGCUUUCAUUCUGAUAUAUAACGAAAACUAGCAGUAUACGACUCGGGAACGUGUGUAGGA